CCGUUUGCGACCCACGUGAGCAGCCAAACAGUGCCUCGCUCUUACCGUUCCACCUCACUUAAUGUCUGAACAGCCGCGCCUUCAACUUGUCCAUUCUGCCCCUGCCUCGAAUUUCUCCUUGGAUUCUCUCGCCUCGGCGUUGUUGACCCUUUCCUCUCCAGCAUUGGCUGCUACUUCCCAACCUGCCUCUUCCGCUUUCGUCCCUACUCCACAUCAGCCACAACUGUUACCGCCUCUCAACCAUGACAAGCGACUUACUCUGUUCCUUCUACCAUUCCUUUACGACGUUUUUCUUCAUCUUGGCCCAACGGCUGGACUUUUCAAGGCCUGCGACGUCCAUUCGCAAAGUGCGAUGAUCAAUUUGUGACAAUAAAGUAUUUGCGAGAUCGGUACAUUGAAAAGCCUAAAGAGCCGUGUUACUUGCGACGAUGGAGUCACGAAGAUAAAAGGGUUUGCAAAGUCGACAGCAUGGUGAGCAUGAAGAGUUGAAUCGUGUAUGCGCAGACCAAUGCUGACAUGUAAGCAGUCUCCCACAAACGGCGAUACGAUUGGUAGCCUUG
Molecule: messenger RNA, 560 nt
Organism: Macroventuria anomochaeta
Lineage: Eukaryota; Fungi; Ascomycota; Dothideomycetes; Pleosporales; Didymellaceae
Exons: 1
Coding region: 62-367 (101 amino acids)
Source: RefSeq, a predicted model, not a curated record